Drosophila grimshawi is the source of this 1861-nucleotide messenger RNA. RefSeq names its product COP9 signalosome complex subunit 1b (gene CSN1b). The record is from RefSeq and is a predicted model, not a curated record. NCBI's taxonomy places the organism in Eukaryota, Metazoa, Arthropoda, Insecta, Diptera, Drosophilidae. The coding region runs from base 103 to 1716 and encodes 537 amino acids. Gene Ontology annotation, cellular component: COP9 signalosome. The transcript has 2 exons.
GAUUUGGUAUUCGAUAUUUGCUAAUAGAACAAAAAGUCGGCAAAGAGAAAAAAGCAUUUUAAUCAAUUUCGCAAAUUACGCUUGCAAAUCAACCGCUGCAAGAUGCCUGUGCUGCCGAUGCCGCCGCUAAUGCAGAAUGCUGUCGAGCCAAUGCAAGUGGAUGCGCCGCCCAACGAGGACAACGAGAACAACGAAGAGCAGCAAAUUGUUGUGGAGAAUCCCACAAUCGACUUGGAGGUGUACGCCAAUCAAUACACGGGCAUUGCACGACUUGAUCGACUGAUUUAUGUGGCGGACGUUUGUCCCCUGUUGGCACUCGAGUCCCUCAAAAUGGCCAUCACCUAUGUGCAGUCCACGUAUAACGUGAAAGUCUAUCAGAUGCUGCACAAGCGCCUCAGUGAUCUCCAAGCGGUCAAUGGUGCUGGCGCAACUGCAGCUGCCGCUGGAGCUGAACAGGCAGUUGCCAAUGCUGCUGCAGCUGCCGCUGCAGUUGCUGCGCUGCCCGAUAUCGCUGCACAACCAGCAGCAGCAGCUCAGGCUCAGGCCAAUGCUGGAGCAGCUGCAGCUGGAGCAGGAUCAGGUGCCGAAAAAGAUGCAUUUGCCUAUGAUGCUGUCUGGGUGGAUGCGAAAAUGAAGAAGGCGGCUUUAAAGCUGGAGAAACUGGACUCAGAUCUGAAGAACUACAAAUCGAAUUCGAUUAAGGAAAGCAUUCGACGUGGCCACGACGAUCUGGCUGAUCAUUAUCUCAGCUGUGGCGAUCUGACCAAUGCCUUGAAAUGUUAUUCACGUGCACGAGAUUAUUGCACUAGUGGCAAGCAUGUAGUCAAUAUGUGUCUCAAUGUCAUCAAAGUCUCGAUUUACUUGAAGAACUGGGCGCAUGUCAUGAGCUACAUAUCGAAGGCGGAGAGCACACCGGAUUUCUCGGAAGGCACCAAGGAGGCUAAUGCCCAGGUGCAUACACGGCUCGAGUGCGCCGCCGGCUUGGCCGAGCUGCAGCAAAAGAAAUAUAAAGUGGCCGCAAAGCAUUUUUUGGCUGCCAAUUUUGAUCAUUGUGAUUUUCCCGAAAUGAUCUCCCCCAGCAAUGUGGCCGUCUAUGGCGGCCUCUGUGCCCUGGCCACAUUCGAUCGUCCGGAGCUGAAGCGUCUGGUCAUCGCAUCCACAUCGUUCAAAUUGUUCCUGGAACUGGAGCCGCAACUGCGCGACAUUAUCUUCAAGUUCUAUGAGAGCAAUUAUGCCAGCUGUUUGACGCUGCUCGACGAGAUCCGUGACAAUCUGCUGGUGGACAUGUAUAUAGCGCCACAUGUCAACACACUCUACACGAAGAUACGCAAUCGUGCACUGAUCCAAUACUUUAGCCCGUAUAUGUCCGCCGAUAUGCACAAAAUGGCCACCGCCUUCAAUUCAACGAUUGGGGAUCUGGAGAACGAGGUGAUGCAGUUGAUAUUGGAUGGUCAGAUACAGGCGCGCAUCGAUUCACACAAUCGGAUACUGUACGCCAAGGAGGCGGAUCAGCGGAACAGCACUUUCGAGCGUGCCCUGCUCAUGGGCAAACAAUAUCAGCGGCACACACGCAUGCUCAUCCUGCGCGCCGCCAUGCUCAAGAGUCACAUCCAUGUGAAGAGCAUCUCACGCGACGGUGGCAGCAGCAAUCACGGCGCCGAGCUCUGUGUCUCGGCCGGCUCCAGCACAACUGCCGCACAACUUGCUCGCAUUUAGAGGAGAAAUAGCAGGCAUCAAAAAAUAAAUAUAUAUUGAGAGAGACCAUUAAUAAAUUCGACGAUAACCAAGCUGCAAGUUCAUCUUUCAUUUUCUCUUUCUGUGUGCUGCUAAAUAAAGUCUAAUAGCAAAGCUAAUUAAUUAA